Messenger RNA from Lingula anatina, 1014 nucleotides. Its product is annotated as agmatinase, mitochondrial. Lineage: Eukaryota; Metazoa; Brachiopoda; Lingulata; Lingulida; Lingulidae. The record is from RefSeq and is a predicted model, not a curated record. Gene Ontology annotation, molecular function: agmatinase activity; metal ion binding.
UAUGUAGUUCUUUGUGCAGGUUUGGAUGUAUGUUUUGUUGGGGUGCCUCUGGAUGCAGGGACAUCAAAUCGGUCUGGGACCAGAUUUGGACCACGCCAGAUCCGGUCAGAAUCCUGUAUUAUCAGACAUGUGAACAAUGCCACUGGAGCUCAGCCCUUUGAUUCAAUACAAGUGGCAGAUGUUGGAGAUGUCUGGAUGAAUAUCUACAACUUACCAGAGGCUUGUAAGAAUAUAAAAGAUGGAUUCACAAAGUUGAUGAGCACUGGCUGUAAGACUUUGGCAGUGGGAGGAGAUCACACCAUAACAUGGCCCAUACUGCAAGCUGUCAAGGAAAAAUAUGGCCCAGUUGGCUUGGUUCACAUUGAUGCUCACGCUGACACCAAUGAGGGGCUGCUGGGAGCACCUGUCAACCACGGGGCACCUUUUAGACAUGCAGCAGUGGAGGGGUGCCUGGAUUGUAAGAGAGUUGUGCAGAUUGGGUUACGAGGGACGGGAUAUGCCAUUGAGGAUUAUGAAUGGGGGAAAAAGCAGGGAUUCCGGAUAGUCCAGGCACACGAGUGUUGGCACAAGUCACUCGCCCCUCUGAUGGAGGAGGUGAGGGAGAUGAUGGGGGAUGGCCCUGUCUAUAUCAGUUUUGAUAUUGACGGCAUUGACCCUGCCUUUGCUCCUGGGACAGGCACUCCAGAGAUAGCAGGUCUGACCCCAAUCCAGGCACUGGAGAUCAUACGUGGUUGCCGUGGGCUCAACAUUGUAGGGGGAGACUUGGUGGAGGUGUCACCACCUUAUGAUACAACAGGCAAUACAGCCUUAUUGGCAGCUAAUCUGCUGUUUGAGAUGCUCUGUGUGUUCCCUGGUGUGAAGUAUGCUGAUGUAUAGACACUACUGACUGCAGUUUUUUUUUCCACCUGGCCCAGCUAGAAUGGGAGCCCCGGCUGCCCACGGGAGCCCAGGCUGCCAAAGAGACUGCCAGGGAGACUGCCCUUUUGCAGUCUGGGGCUCCAGUGUGCAGUCUCC